AUUAACGUUUCAGCUUUCUCUAGGCAGUUUUGCAACCUGAACACCGGCGGCGGUGGCAACUUUAACGCGCCUUUUCUCUUUUCUAUCUAUACGAUCCGAUUUGCUUUGUUCACUCAAAUUUCUCUUCCCUUUUUAUCCCAACCUUGGAUUAAUACUCCGGUAAUUCAAGACUUCUUUGAUUAAAAGUUUGGUUUUUUGGGGCCUUAAUUUUUAGUAAUUAGGAAUGAUAGAAAGGGCUCGAAUUAAGCUGAGCCCAUGGCAGCAGGCGGCGGUUGCAGUAGGUUCAGCGGUGGGUGCGUUGCUCGAUCCACGAAGGGCUGAUUUAAUAGCUGCUUUAGGAGAGACAACUGGAAAGCCUGCUUUUGAAAGGGUUCUUGAGAGAAUGAGGAGGAGCCCCGAAGGCAGAGCAGUGCUCAUUGAGCGGCCACGGGUUAUAUCUGCAAAGGUUGGUCAUGCAUGGGAUCUACCAGAGAACACUUUUGGUGCUGCAUAUGCAAGGUUCAUGGGAUCCAGGAAUUUUUCCCCGGAUGACAGGCCGCCUGUGCGAUUCAUGGACACAGAUGAACUUGCAUAUGUGGCUAUGCGAGCUCGUGAGGUGCAUGACCUCUGGCAUACCCUUUUUGGCCUUCCUACCAACUUGAUUGGGGAAUCUGCAUUGAAGGUUAUUGAAUUUGAGCAAAUGCAUCUCCCCAUGUGCCUGCUUUCAGUUGUAGGUGGGACGUCAAGGUUUAAUGCGAAACAAAGAAAAUUGUUCUUCCAGCAUUAUUUCCCAUGGGCUGUCAAGGCUGGUUUUCAGUGUACAGAUCUCAUGUGUGUAUAUUACGAGCAGCACUUUCAUGAAGAUUUGGAGGAUGUUCGAAGGAAGUGGGGGGUAAUUCCGGCUCCUACUGUCCCCAAGUAAAGUAUUAGCCAAGAACGGCAUCAUAGUAGUACAUUUGGUAUUUACAAGCACUUUGCCCCCUACCCAGUAUCCCUUCCUGAAUAGAUGCGGUGACUGCAAUUUUCUCGACUACUUUAGCAUUGAAUGACAUUAAAUAAAAAAACUUGUCUACUGUUUACAAUUUUCCAUUUGUGGUUGUCAUGAAAAUUUGGGGAUGCUUGUAUCUAUGAAAGCGGAUGAUAGAUCUUGUGGUAAUCCAAAAUUCACAUAUAAACGAAUAAAAAAAAUUGCUUUGAACUGUAGAA
Molecule: messenger RNA, 1185 nt
Organism: Gossypium raimondii (Peruvian cotton)
Lineage: Eukaryota; Viridiplantae; Streptophyta; Magnoliopsida; Malvales; Malvaceae
Product: ubiquinone biosynthesis protein COQ4 homolog, mitochondrial
Exons: 2
Coding region: 224-901 (225 amino acids)
Biological process (GO): ubiquinone biosynthetic process
Cellular component (GO): mitochondrial inner membrane
Source: RefSeq, a predicted model, not a curated record